This is a messenger RNA of Andrographis paniculata, 3943 nucleotides long. Its product is annotated as LRR receptor-like serine/threonine-protein kinase RPK2. The coding region runs from base 335 to 3730 and encodes 1131 amino acids. Gene Ontology annotation, molecular function: ATP binding; protein kinase activity; protein binding. The record is from RefSeq and is a predicted model, not a curated record. Lineage: Eukaryota; Viridiplantae; Streptophyta; Magnoliopsida; Lamiales; Acanthaceae. The transcript is spliced from 2 exons. Gene Ontology annotation, biological process: protein phosphorylation.
ACCCAAGCGAGCGACACUGACAGCUAGGGUUUGGGCCGUAGCUCGCCCACCUCGAUUGACGGAGGAGGAGGUGAUGCAUUGAUUGACCGCUAGUCUCCUCUGGUCCCCAUCCUCCAUCGGGCCCCAGCAUUGCCCAUCCACCACGAUUAACAAAAGUUUCUUCAAUUUUCCGAAAAGAUGGGCAAUAAUUCUGGGCGGCUGGUGGAGUGAAGUAAUCCAGCUUCUGGAGCCAGAGCUCGGUGGAAUCCUUUUCAGGAAUUGGAAGAAAAGUAACCGCAAUGCGUUGUUUUUCUAUUGUAGGAAUAGAAUCAGGUUUAGUAUUUGGGGUUUAGCAAUGGCUCGUUUUGCUGCAAUCAUCAAGUGUCACUGUCAUCGUCUCCACAAGCCAUUGGAGCUUUUGAUGUUCCUCUGUGUUUUGCGUUUAGCUCAGAACGACGCCGUUUGGGGAUACGAUGUGGAUAAAUCUGCUCUAUUAGAGUUCAAGGCGGCGCUCUCAGAUCCUUACGGAGCGCUGAGCACCUGGGAAUUGAAUGGCUCGGAUCACUGCUCCUGGACUGGGGUUUUUUGCGAUUCAAAUUAUCGUGUUGUAGCGUUGAAUGCUCCCGGUGGAGGUAAGUCUCGGCCAUGUGCUAGAAUUGCUCACUAUCCAUUUUAUGGGUUUGGGAUUAGGAGGAGGUUUUGUGUAGGUAGUAAUGGAAAUUUUUUUUCUGGUAAGCUGUCUGGGGCUGUUGCAAAGCUUAGUGAGCUUAAAAAUUUAUCUCUGCCGUUCAAUGAAAUCAGUGGGGUGAUUCCUGAGGAGAUAUGGGGAAUGGAGAAGCUUGAGGUUCUUGAUCUUGAAGGGAAUUUGAUUUCUGGCUCUUUGCCUGCACAGUUUAGUGGAUUGAAGAAUUUAAAAGUUCUUAACUUGGGAUUCAAUGAGAUUGCAGGGGAAAUACCGUCUUCUUUAUCUAACUGUGUUGGGCUUCAGAUUCUGAAUUUAGCUGGGAAUCGAGUGGAUGGAUUGAUUCCAGGGCUUAUUGGGCAGUUCAAAGAUUUGAGGGGGCUUUACUUGUCCUUCAAUGGACUUAGUGGUUCGAUACCGACUGAGAUAGGGGAUAAUUGUGGGAAGCUUGAGCAUUUGGAUCUUUCUGGGAAUUACUUGACUGAAGGUAUUCCAGAAACUAUUGUAAAUUGCAGAGGGUUGAAGACUCUGCUUCUGUAUUCAAAUUUGUUGGAGGAGGAUAUUCCUCGAGAGCUUGGUCAAUUGAGUGUGUUGGAAGUGCUGGAUCUGUCAAGGAACAGUUUCGGAGGUCCCAUACCCAUUGCCCUUGGUAAUUGUACGAAGUUGUCUGUCCUUGUGCUGUCUAACUUGUGGGAUCCUUUUCCAAAUACUUCUGCUUUGGAAAGCCAUACUGUCAAUGACUACAAUUUUUAUUUAGGUUCGCUACCGGAAGAAGUAAGUAGUCUUUCCAGCUUGAAAAUUUUGUGGGCUCCUCAAGCGAUGCUGCAGGGGAAGUUUCCGGGUAGUUGGGGUUCCUGUGAUAACUUGGAGAUGCUGAAUUUGGCUGAAAACUUUAUCACUAGUGAAAUUUCUGAGGGGCUUAGCAGCUGCAAGAAGCUGCAUUUCCUUAAUGUAAGCUCCAACAAACUUAGUGGGGAGGUCAGCAACAAGAUCCCCGUUCCAUGCAUGGUUUUGUUCGAUGUUAGCAGGAAUCAUCUGUCAGGUUCCAUCCCCAAGUUUAACUACACAUCUUGCAUUCCUGUACAAUCUGUGCAUUGGGAUGCAUUAUAUCCUUAUGAUCCAUCAUCUGUUUAUCUGUCAUAUUUUGGAUAUAGAACUAAGAUUGAAACAUCUUUGCGGUUAUAUGGAGCCAGUGAUAGCUUUUCAGUAUUGCACGAUUUUGGCUCCAACAACCUUGCUGGCUCCCUGCAGGCAAUGCCUGUUGCACGUGAAAGACUCGGUAAGAAAACAGUUUAUGCAUUUCUUGCUGGCCAAAACCAGCUUAGUGGAAGCCUUCCUGGAACAUUCUUUGAGAAAUGUGAUCAUGUUGGAGGUAUUAUAGUUAAUGUCUCAAACAACAGGUUAUCUGGUCAAGUUCCAAAUGGUAUUGCCAUGCUGUGCCAGACUUUGAUUCUAUUGGAUGCUUCUGGAAACCAAAUUACAGGGACUCUUCCUCCCAGCAUUGGAAAUCUGGGUUCACUUGUUGGUCUUGAUUUAAGUAGGAAUCCAAUGCACGGUUCAAUUCCUAGCAACCUUGGCCAAGUAAAGUUUCUCAAACAUCUAUCACUCUCGGGGAUUAACCUAAAUGGUUCAAUCCCUGCAAGCAUGGGGCAACUAAACUCUUUGGAAUAUCUGGAUCUGUCUUUGAAUUCAAUAUCAGGUGAAAUUCCUAAUGAUCUUGCGAACUUGAGGAAUUUGAAGGUCCUUCUCCUGAACAAUAAUAAGCUCUCCGGACAGUUCCCUGCUGGAUUGGCAAAUAUCUCCACCCUGUCAGUCUUUAAUGUGUCUUUCAAUGAUUUGUCUGGAUCGUUGGCUGUGGACAAUAGUAUGAUCGAAUGCAACAGCAUCCUUGGGAACCCUUCUUUGAAUUGCCUUGCACCAUCUUCUUCUUCUCCUUUGAUGGAACAAGGAAGAUUAGGAAACACACAAAAUGAGGCAUCUUCCACCCCAUCAACACCGUCAGGCCGAAAACAAGGGAAAGAUGGCUUCAACUCAAUUGAAAUUGCCUCUAUAACCUCUGCAACAGCCAUUGUUUCUGUGCUCUUUGCUCUUAUUGUCCUUUACUUUUACACCAGAAAGUGGAAACCGGGUUCCCAGGUGUGUGGAACUGCCAGGAAGGAAGUAAUCACCUUUAUUGACAUCGGGGUUCCAUUAACGUAUGACAUUGUGGUGCAAGCUACAGGAUGUUUCAAUGCAAGCAACUGCAUUGGCAGUGGUGGGUUUGGUGCGACCUACAAAGCUGAGAUUGCUCCAGGUGUCCCUGUUGCCAUAAAAUGCCUUGCAGUUGGGCGUUUCCAAGGUAUUCAACAAUUCGAUGCAGAAAUUAAAACCCUGGGCAGACUUCGUCAUUUUAAUCUUGUGACUUUGAUAGGGUAUUAUGCCAGUGAAACUGAGAUGUUUCUUAUAUAUAACUAUUUACCUGGUGGCAACCUCGAAAAGUUCAUACAGGAACGAUCCACUAGAGGUGUUGAUUGGAGGGUACUCCACAAGAUUGCCUUGGACAUUGCUCGUGCGCUCGCCUACUUACAUGAUGAGUGUGUACCACGGGUUCUCCACCGUGAUGUGAAACCUAGCAACAUACUGUUGGAUGAGGACUACAAUGCAUAUCUCUCUGAUUUCGGACUAGCCAGGCUUCUUGGGACUUCAGAAACUCAUGCCACAACAGGGGUUGCAGGAACUUUUGGAUAUGUUGCCCCAGAAUAUGCAAUGACUUGCCGUGUCUCUGACAAGGCUGAUGUUUAUAGCUAUGGGAUUGUGUUGCUAGAGUUGAUCUCUGACAAGAAGGCACUGGAUCCAUCCUUUUCUUCCUUUGGAAACGGUUUCAACAUUGUGGGUUGGGCAUGUAUGCUCUUGCGGCAAGGUAAUGCCAAGGAAUUCUUUACUGCCGGGUUGUGGGAUGCAAGCCCGCAUGAUGACUUGGUUGAAGUAUUACACUUGGCUGUGAUAUGCACAGUCGAAACUCUCUCCACCAGGCCCACGAUGAAACAGGUGGUCAAACGUCUAAAACAACUUCAACCUCCAUUGAGUUAGCUGUACAGAAAGGAGUCCUUUAAUUUUACAUAGCAGUCUGUAGAAAGGUAAGCCACUCUAACAAGUGAUCCUGCACUUUUUUUGGAAAAGUGCUUUUUCGGUGUCUUCUUGCUGUCCUUAGCUUAGUUGUAGCUGCUUGUAUAUUGUGUUUUCCGUGUUAAUUCACAGUUAAACAGCCUUGAUGUAGAAUGAAAAUUCUUGUUUUUUGCAGUG